Molecule: messenger RNA, 2257 nt
Organism: Megalops cyprinoides (Indo-Pacific tarpon)
Lineage: Eukaryota; Metazoa; Chordata; Actinopteri; Elopiformes; Megalopidae
Product: probable ATP-dependent RNA helicase DHX58
Exons: 12
Coding region: 95-2131 (678 amino acids)
Biological process (GO): response to virus; innate immune response; positive regulation of interferon-beta production
Cellular component (GO): cytoplasm
Molecular function (GO): double-stranded RNA binding; hydrolase activity; single-stranded RNA binding
Source: RefSeq, a predicted model, not a curated record
AUGGUGACAGGAAAUGUUUUCUGCACAGACGUGAGAAUAGGACUCGUGACAACAGCAGCACCUAAGCUUGUGAAUUACAAGACAACGGUGGUAGAUGGAUGAGAUCAGCCUGUAUGGGUACCAGGAAGAGGUGGUGCAGCCAGCCCUGGAGGGCAAGAACAUUAUCAUCUGGCUGCCGACAGGAGGGGGGAAGACUCGAGCUGCCGUCUAUGUGGCCAAGAGACACUUGGAGUCCAAACCAGGGGCCAAGGUGGCAGUGUUAGUCAAUAAGGUUCACCUGGUGGACCAGCAUUUCAACAAGGAGUUCCAGCCGUUCCUGGGGAAGACGUACAAAGUCGUGCACAUCAGCGGCGAUUGUGACCAGAAGGACUUCUUCGGCAAAGUGGUCCGGGACAGCGACGUGGUCAUCUGCACCGCCCAGAUCCUGGAGAACGCCCUGAGGAACAUGGAGGAGGAAAAACACGUGGAGCUCACAGACUUCACCCUGCUGAUCAUCGACGAGUGCCACCACACCCACAAGGACAGCGUAUACAACAAGAUCAUGCAGCGCUACGUGGAACACAAGCUGCAGAGAGAGCCGGGCCUGCCCCAGGUUCUGGGGCUCACCGCCUCACCCGGGACUGGGGGCGCCAGGACCUUCGAGGGAGCCAAGGAGCAUGUGCUGCAGAUUUGUGCCAACCUGGACGCCUCGGCCAUCAUGUCUUCCAAGGAGAACAUCCAGGAGCUGCAGAAGAAAGUCCCCAAACCCGUGAAAAAGUAUGACAUCGUCAAGAUGAGGCAGGAGGAUCCCUUUGGGGAUCACCUGAAGUGGAUGAUGGGAGAGAUCCAUGACUUCAUGUCGGUGAAAGAUGUCAGCAGGGAUUUCGGCUCGCAGGAGUACGAGGAGGAUGUGGUGCUUCUGGAGAAGCGAGGAGCGACAGAGGGUAACAGGAUGCUGACUCAGUGCGCUCUGCACCUGCGAAAGUACAAUGACGCACUGCUGAUCAACGACACAGUGCGCGUGGUCGACGCCCUUCGGCUGCUGGAUGACUUCUACAGCGCUCAGGUGGAGAAGCGGACUGGGCUGGACGUCACUGACUACUUCCUGUUCGGCCUCUUUCAGGAAAACAAACCUGAGUUGCGGACACUGGCAGCUAUGACCAAGUUUGAGAACCCCAAACUGGGGCAACUUCAGCACACUCUGCUGGAGCAGUUUGGGGCCAAGGAGGACUCGCGAGGAAUCCUCUUUACAAAGACCCGCAUAAGCACCCACUGCCUGUACGACUGGGUCUCCACCAACCGCCAGCUUCAGGAGGCCAGCAUCAAGGCCUCCAUACUGACUGGAGCUGGAAACCAGGCCAGUCACAUGACCCAGAACGAUCAGAAGCAGACGAUCCAGAAGUUCCGUGAGGGCGCCCUCAAUCUACUCAUCUCCACCAGCGUGGCCGAGGAGGGCCUGGACAUCCCAGAGUGCAACCUGGUGGUGCGCUACGGGCUGCUGACCAACGAGAUCGCCAUGCAGCAGGCCAGCGGGCGUGCCCGCGCGGGGGACAGCGUGUACUCGGUGGUGGCUCCGGCCGGCGGGCGCGAGGUGCGGAGGGAGCGCACCAACGAGUACCUGGAGGAGCUGACGGGCCGGGCCAUCGCCGAGGUGCAGGGCAUGGCCCCCCGUGAUUUCCAGCGACAGGUUUCGGAGCUGCAGAGGCAGGCGGUCAUCUCUCGCCGGCUCGCAGAACAGCUGGCGGAGAACAAGAGGAACCGCUACCCAGCCUCCAGCGUACGGCUCCACUGUCGGACCUGCGACACCCCUGUCGCUUGCGGCGACGACAUGCAGCUCAUCGACAACACGCACUAUGUGAACAUCAACCCCGACUUUGAGAUUUACUAUAAGGCAGGAGGAAGGGUGCAGCUGGAGAGGAAGUUUGAGGACUGGGAGCCUGGAUGUCUGAUCAGCUGCGCAAACUGUGGCAGGGAGUGGGGCAUGGAGAUGAUCUAUAAGAAGGUGACUCUACCCAGCCUGGCCAUCAAGAACUUUGUGUUGGAUACUCCUGAAGGCAGGCAGCCGGGCAAGAAGUGGAAGGACGUCAAAUUCUGCGUGGAGGAGUUCAAGUACGUGGAGUACUGCAUCAGCAAGUUCCCGGACCUUCUCUGAGGACAGCGGCUGUCCGCUCAUGCCAGUUCAGGGGUUGUAGUGGGGCUUCCCCCCUUUACAACUUCACCACAGCUGCCUCUAAGGCAGUAAUGUGAAGCACCACAGCUAAGAGCUGUUCUUAUCUGA